AACUGCUCAAACCUUGGGCGAGAAUAUGUCGUUUACUCUGCAAAACAAUAAUGAAUUCAUUCUAACAUGGUUGGCCACGAAUUUUGCUUGAAAGAUCCAAAGCAUUAAGCUUAAAGCUAGAAAGAGAUUUGCGAAGUGACUUGUUGGAAGAUUAAUUUGGAGCUGAUGAAUGAUUAUACUAGUCCAAACCAAGGUUGUGGAUGGAAGAUUUUCUUAGAGAAGAAAACAUUGUUAAAGGUUUCAUCUCGAUGUUUUUCUUACUCCGAACGGAAAGAAUGAAGAUAUAAAACUUUCGGUGGGUUUAUUUCUCUUUUAUAUAUUCAAAUUAAUUGGCUUUCUUGUAGUUGAACUUCUGUUCUUCCUUGAUGGUUUCUGAAAUUCUGAACUGAGGAUUGAUAAUCUUGAACGAAGAUUGUUUUUCAGCUCUAUUUGGUUUCUGUUCCUAAAUAUCAGUUUCCACUAAUAGACUCAAGUAACUGACGACCUAUUUUCUUUCUCUUCACCACUUGUAAGGAUACGACUUGACCAUUUGGGUCUCUGGGUUCUACUCUCUCUCUCUCUUGUUUCCUCUUCGUUUCUAGUUCUGUUAACCGUAAGAAUAAUUAAUUAGUGACCUGUUAUUGUUUGUUUGAAAAGCAAAACUUUGUUUGAUUUUGAAACAGGUUUUCGUCGGUCCGCUGAUUUUAGCAACUCGUAUUGUAUUUACCAUGUCAUCAUGUCAAUCAAUAUGCGAGGGUUUCAGUAAGGAAUAAGCUCUCGAAUCAUGGAGAAUCAUUAUGAAACACCAAGCAAUGGUGAAGCAACUGAUCCCAGCCUUCAAAUUAUUAAGUACUCUCCAUAUCAACUCUCUACCAAAUUAUCAUCAUCUUGGUUUGAUUUGAGAGUUUUUUAUGUGAGGGUCAGCAAUUUUCAGGUUGAUGAUUUAACCCCAGAAUUUCUCACUCUCAACCAUAUCCCUUUAGGCCCCGACACUGUUUUAGAAGUUAAUGGCGGUAGAAGUAGCAUUUACUCUGGUGGCGUCUCUUCACUUCUUAGAAGAGAUAGGGUAGGCAAGAAGUCUGAAGAAGCCACAUUUGUUAGCACAGAUAGUAUUCGGUUGUCCGGAAGUGUAAAAUUUGAGGUCUUUGACAAGGAAGAUCUCAUUUUAUCUGGGGUUCUUGAGAUGUUUAAUAGCAAUGGCUUCAUAGGGGAAUCAAAAAGCAAUGUCAAGCGUUGGAGCAUGAAUUGUGAAUCUGAGAUCACUGCUGACACUGGCUUUUUGAAGGGAAAACAUGUCACAGGUCCUGAAUCACCAUUGCCCACCAUUGAGGUUUAUGUUACUGGUUGCUACUCGGGGACACCUAUCAUCUUAACCAAGACUUUGCAGCUCAGUUUUCGAAAGAAGCAUAACAGGAAAGGCAUGUUGGAUGCAAUCCCAGAGUAUGAAACGACUGAAAGUGAGAAAAAUCUAUCAGCUGGACUUGAUUUACAGGUAGCUGACUUCGGUAACUACAAAUCAGAAAACGAUGAAAACUACAGCAACAUGUACUGGAGACGAACAGAAUACAUAGAUGGUGAAGAUGGUGAACUCUCGUGGUUCAAUGCUGGUGUGAGGGUUGGAGUAGGGAUCGGGCUAGGCAUUUUUCUGGGCCUUGGUAUAGGAGUGGGCUUGCUGGUUCGUACUUACCAAGCUACCACUGGGAACUUCAAAAGGCGGCUUUUGUGAUCCCUUUCAUCUGAGCUGCUAUACUCUCCAGUUCCUUCCCACAAAAUCCGAAGGCUGCUAACUGUAUGCAUCAUUUUGACUACAGAUUUUGACUGGGUGAUGCCUUAGUGUAGCUAACGGGUCUGUUGUCCUUUUAGUGUUUUUGUCUCUGUUCAGACUUUUUGCAAUCUUGUGUUUGGUUCUAGAGGAAUGUGAUUAGAUUAAAUGUGGCUACAGCCUACAGAUGACAUCAUUUACGUUGAUAUGAAGGUUAUACAUAUUUAAGCUUGUAUGACUUGAAUUCCCAUGUAAAUAAAUCUAAUUCUGUGAAGCUAAGGUUGCAUUUGAUUUUGUUGUAGUGGCAAAGGUCCAUUCUUGUGAAUAUUUAUAAUCCGAAUAAAUGCUGUGCCAAAUAUAAAUUUUCUAGA
Messenger RNA from Pistacia vera, 2112 nucleotides. RefSeq lists its product as uncharacterized. Lineage: Eukaryota; Viridiplantae; Streptophyta; Magnoliopsida; Sapindales; Anacardiaceae. The record is from RefSeq and is a predicted model, not a curated record. The transcript is spliced from 4 exons. Bases 764 to 1705 code for a protein of 313 amino acids. Gene Ontology annotation, molecular function: phosphoglycerate dehydrogenase activity.